Molecule: messenger RNA, 3949 nt
Organism: Anoplopoma fimbria (sablefish)
Lineage: Eukaryota; Metazoa; Chordata; Actinopteri; Perciformes; Anoplopomatidae
Gene: dachd
Product: dachshund d
Exons: 11
Coding region: 209-2164 (651 amino acids)
Source: RefSeq, a predicted model, not a curated record
UUGAUCAUUGUCCCGCAGCUCAGCUCAGAACACCCCCUCUCCCCUCCCCUCUCUCUCUCUCUCCCCAGCACGCCUUUCGCAGGCAGCUCUUUUUACUUCACAACUUCUCCGAGGAGCUAAACUCGUGGAUUCUUUCCAUUUAGUGGCGUCUCGGUUUUUUUUUCUACUUUGAACUACUCUCUUCCCCCCCCUCCUCCUGUAGGUGACCAUGGCCGUACCGGCUGCUCUGAUCCCACCGACUCCUCUGCUGGUUUCUCCGCCUCAGAUCUCGACUCCCUCCGCGACGACGUCCCCUCCGACGACUACAACUCCUCCGUCGCAGUCUCCAUCCCUGGCUCCGCCGUCCUCCUUGCCCGGGCAGAACCUGUUCAGGUCGGAGCUCCUCUCCACCGGCAGCCCGAACGCAUCUCUACCGCCCGGCAAACCGGUGUACUCCACCCCGUCGCCCGUGGAGAACAUACCGCAGAACAACGAGUGCAAGAUGGUCGAGUUGCGCGGUGCAAAGGUGGCCUCUUUCACGGUGGACGGAUGCGAGCUCAUCUGCCUCCCUCAGGCGUUCGACCUGUUCCUGAAGCACCUGGUCGGAGGGCUGCACACCGUCUACACCAAGCUGAAGCGUCUGGAGAUCACGCCGGUGGUGUGCAAUGUGGAGCAGGUCCGCAUCCUCAGAGGACUCGGCGCCAUCCAGCCCGGGGUGAACCGCUGUAAACUCAUCUCCAGAAAGGACUUCGAGACGCUGUACAACGACUGCACCAACGCCAGCUCCAGACCGGGCCGACCUCCGAAGAGGACCCAGAGUGUGACAUCGUCGGAGAACCCCCACAUCAUGCCCCACUCGGUCCCUGGCCUCAUGUCCCCCGGCAUGAUGCCACCCACAGGGCAGGUUUUUCAGAGAGGUUUUGCAGGUGCAGCAGCUCAGCCCCAGCAGACAUGUAGUGCGUGGUCUGUAAGUGCUCUGUCUCGUCUCUCCUGCCUCCUCUCUCCAGGCCUGACAGCAGCGGCGGCAGCAGCUGCCAACGCAGCCAUCGCAGAGGCCAUGAAGGUCAAGAAGAUCAAGCUGGAGGCGAUGAGCGGCUACCACGGCAACGCCAACCACCACGGGGCCGACGGAGAGAACGGAGACCUGAGCUCCAGCGUCGGCCUGGAACUCCCCUUCAUGAUGAUGCCACACCCCCUGAUCCCGGUCAGCCUGCCCCCGGCCUCCGUCACCAUGGCGAUGAGCCAGAUGAAUCACCUCAGCACCAUCGCGAACAUGGCGGCCGCAGCACAGGGCCAGAGUAUGCCCUCCAGAAUGGUCACCUCUGUUAUAAAGGAAAGGGUGCCGGACAGUCCCUCCCCUGCUCCCUCCUUAGAAGACCACAGGAGGCCGGGCAGUCACCCGUCGUCCCACCGCAGCAGCAGCGUGUCCAGCUCGCCGGCCCACACAGAAAGCUCCUCAGACAGGAUACGUACGUUUGUCACACAGAUAAAUGCGAUGCACCACAACGGCCUGUCCAUGAACCACGCCCUGCUAGGCCUGUCCCCCAACAUGCCGCCUGGGCCUAAAGAGGGAGACCUGGCCCACGACAUGAGCCAUGAAAUGAAGAGGAUGCACACUGACAAAGAGGACAACUCAAUGUGCACCCCAACAGCAAGAGAUAGCUACGAGAGGUUGUCAUUGGCUGGACAGGCUCUGCCUCCCGGCUUCCCCUCACCAUUUCUCUUCCCAGAUGGCUUGUCGUCAAUAGAGACUCUCCUCACCAACAUACAGGGCCUGCUCAAAGUGGCUAUCGACAACGCACGCGCUCAGGAGAAGCAGGUGCAGCUGGAGAAGACGGAGCUGAAGAUGGAGCUGUUUAGAGAGAGGGAGCUCAGGGAGACUAUGGAGAAGCAGCUCGCCAUGGAGCAGAAGAACAGAGCAAUCGUUCAGAAGCGUCUGAAGAAGGAGAAGAAGGCCAAGAGGAAACUCCAAGAGGCCCUGGAGUACGAGUCCAAGAGGAGAGAGCAGGUGGAGCAGACUCUGAAGCAGCCCUCGCCCUCCGACAGCAUGCGCUCCCUCAACGGUCAGACGCUCCGCAACUCUCUGACCCCUGAGAUGGAGAGUGACCGCAGCAGUGGAAGAACAGAUGCUGAAAGGACAAUACAAGAUGGAAGACUGUUCCUGAAAACCACCGUGAUGUACUGAUAAGGCCGCCAGGAGCUGGAGGAAAUAAAACAUUCAGAAAAAAAGAGGAAAAAAAAGAAAACCCAUGAAGAGUCUCAAGAGCCCUUGUUCAGGCUGAUUUAGUGGAGGGAAGAAGUCAAGCUGCUUGUAGGAGUUCAAUGGAAUCGCUGUGUGUCAACCCAAACGCUGGAGGAGCUCGGUCUGAAUGUAGAGUAAGAAGUCUUUUCCUCUCACAGAGGCCAACGUGAGAUAGUUUGCUAGAGCAGGUUAUGAAGUAGCAGGAUGGGAAAACACAUUGAGCACAGUAAAAAAAAAGAAAAAAAAUGUACCUGUGGUACAUCGUUGGUAAUAACCCCGUUAAUUCACAGCACUGAAGAUUUUUAUACUGUAUCUCAGCCAGCGAGAAAUUUGACUGAAGUUUUGUUUUUUGUAUCUUCAAAUUGAAUUUUUGAGAAGCAAUGCGUGCAGAUGAACCUUGUGAGAGAGAGCAAAAAAAAAAAAAUGUGAAUCUAUCCAUGUGUUCAUCAAAAGAGAAGACUGAUGUUUGAUUUUCAUGUUUUCUAAAUUAGAUGACAAUACAAUCAAGUUUCCUUUUUACCAUCGUUGUACAUACGAGAUCUGAUGAUAAUGAUAGGAAAACUCCCUCCGUCGACCCCAGUGGAAUGACGAGGUAUGUGUAUAUAACGUUUAAGAGGUAUUGUGUAUGCAGUAGAGCUAUUAGGCAAAACAAUACCAACCAUUUAUAUAAACCUACAGUUUUGUUUUCUUCUAUUUCUGAGCCAUCAUUCUUUCCUAUAGCUGCCAUUUUGGUGAGAAAGCAUGCAGGCAUGUCAAUGUUUGUCCUGGAAUUAUGAUAUUUAAUAAAUCCUAUAUUGUGCUGAACAAACACUAGGGUUGACUCACUCGAGCCCGGAACGAUUUUUGAAAACAUAAUUAUCAAACGUUUCACUUUCAAAGAGGAAGACUUUUGCUGUCAAUAGUACUGUAAUCUUUGUAACAGAGGUCAUAUUUCUUGGAAUUUACUGUACAUUGUUUUUUGUCAUGAGACACACAUGAAAUCAGCACCUCUCAAAGCUUUUUAAAAAAAAAAAAAAAAAAUUGAUCCAGACUUAUCAUGUUCCCGUGUCAGCUCAAGAAACAAUGAGUCUUGACAGAACUUUUGGAGACCGUUUGACUACAUGGCUCAAAUCUCUGUUGAACGUACACAAAGACACUUUUCUUUCUUAGAGUAUUUCAUGAUAUCCUGAUGAUAUGAGAGAGAAAAAAAGAACAUGCUAAGUUAUAAUCUCUGCGUUACUUUCCCCUAAAGACUUUUGACUUUCGGUGCUGAAACCUCCUGUGUAUAUUCCCUAGACAUAAGCUGAUGUCAGUCCUUUAACUGCAGAACAGUUCGACCUUAUGUGUUACAAUCAGAGGAGGAGGAGUGUCCCAUGUUCACUAUGUGUUGUUCCUUUUCGUUCUCAAUGGAGUGUCUAUAGGUCUGUUGUCACUGAUAACUUAUAUAUAGCUUCUCGAAUCAUCUCUUCAUUGUACUUCAAAAUUCAAAUAAAGUUAACAUGUUGAUGAUAAACUAUGUGAGUUGACUGUGUUGCCCCCGGACGCACUUCCUGCCUACAACGCAGAGUAUUUCCUGGAAGAAGAAGUCGCACUCUGAUUAAACAUUUCCAGAUGCAGCUCGAUACAGAAGACGGACAGAUGUAACCGAUCAAGAUGAUGUGAUACAAAUAGAACAUGUGUUGGGGGGGCAGCUCUCAUAAGUCUUAUAACUCAUUUCUAUGGAUGUACGGCCUAUUAAUAAAAAAAACA